Molecule: messenger RNA, 1266 nt
Organism: Paramecium sonneborni
Lineage: Eukaryota; Ciliophora; Oligohymenophorea; Peniculida; Parameciidae
Source: the annotation of a GenBank genome assembly
AUGUAAUAAGUUUGUAGUAACUUUCUUGCAGAUCCAUCCGAUACAAGUUUUGGAUUCUAAAUAAAAUGUAAAAAUUGCUAGUUUACUAGAAAAUAGCAUAUUUAAAGUAAUAUUAGUAUUCUAAUAUAGAUAAUAAUGUUAAGCCUAAAUAAGAUGUAAAUGAAAUUAAGACAAUAACAUCAAAUUCUAAAUUAUAAGACAAAUUAGUUAAUGUAGUUGGAAAUGCUUUCUAAAAUCCUAAAAUGUAAGAGUCUAUGAAAGAACCUUAAAAUUAAUAAAAAGCCGUCACAACCAUAGAAUAAAUUGUUUUUUAGAAAGCAACUAGCAUAAAUGAAAAAUAAAAUGAAAAAAAUGAAACAGAUAUGUCUAUUGAUAAUUAAAUAUAGUUUGAAAGAUAAAAUGUUAGAAUUUACAAUUCAGAUAAAGCUUUAAUAAAUUAGAGUCCAAAAAAUUAAGAAAAAAAUCAAAAUGAAAAAGUGCUUGAAGAAGAGAAUUAAAAGGGAUUAUCAUAAAAGCCUUCCUUUUAAUAAGAUUCAAAUUUUAAUCAAAAGGUGGAAUAAAUAUAGAAUAAUAAAAAUGAAUUGGAAGAAGUAAAACCUAACAAAUUGUAAUCAAAUCAGUUUAUUAAAUAAGAUUAGAAUACUUCUUAAAAAGUGGAAUAAUAAUCAAAUUCAGAUACCAUAAAAACAAAAAUUACUGAAGUAUAACAACCUAAAAAAUUACAAUCUAAUCCAUUUAUUCAAAAAAAUUAAGAAUAAUAAUAAAAUUAGACAGCUGUUUAAGGAAAUCCAAUUGAAGAAUAAAAAAUAAAAAAGUUAUCAUAAAAUCAAUUUAUGAAAAUAGAUUAAAAUUUUCCUUUAAAAGUUGAAUAAAAAUGUUUUAAUAAUUAAGUAACUACAUUUAAACCUUAAGUUUAAGUAGUAGUAAAUGAUUAAAAAGACCCAUAAUAAACAGAAAAAUAAUAAAAGCAGCAUUAAAUCUAAAAUUAAUAAUAAAUAAAUCCUUAAAAUAAUUUAAAGCUCCCAUAAGAUAAUUCUAAUAGUAACUAAUUAUCAAAUCCUUAAGUAAAAUUUUAAUUUAUUUAAGUCUGUAAAAGAAAAAGCAAAAUCUAUGUAAUUCUUUGGAUUUGGAGUACCUCCACCAAAUAAACCACCUUAAGAUCCAUAUUAAGAGAAACCUUAAAUACAAUUUUUAUUAGAUAGACCUAUAUUACUCUAAAAAAAACAUAAUAGAAGUUAAUAAAAUUUUUAGGAUACAUAAAAUUGA